GGAAGGACCCGUGCUCCUAUUCCAGCUUGCAGAGAAGAUUUUUCACAGAUGAAGUUGGCAUCACUUGGUAAAUUGAUAGAGAGAACAUGCACUUCAAUAAAGGAUGUUAGAAUUUGCAGUGAACCUGAUCCAAGACCCAGGGGGUCAACAGGAAAUGCUGUGAAAUGCAGCUCAAAGGCCCCAAUUGGCUCUUUGGCCAGGGAAAGUUGGAGGAAAGUGGCUCUGAUCCCAAAGUCACUCCAUGCAAAAUAGCAACUGGAGGGCAUAAUAGUGCAAUCAAAGUUGAUGAUUUUUGUGGCUUGAUCAACUGGUCUUCUUCAUACAGUGAUAUAGAUGAACAAGAUUUCUUCCAGAAGUAUUUUCUCAGAAAGCCAUUGUUCUGUUGCAUGAUAAAUAGGCAUGCUUUUCUUUGGUUUUGUGGAACCAUAUAAUUGUUCCACUCAAUUUGUUGGGCUAGCCCUUAGUAGGCUUAUGAUGAGGUGGAGCCUGGAAUUUAGCUCAUUUUUCCUAGCAUGAUUCAGCCUGGAAAUUCUAAGAUUGGCCUCAGCCAAUCUAGCAGAUACUUCCUGCAUGCAUCUAUAUCUGUGCAUGGGCAUACACAUUUAGUACCACAUAAACACACUAGAGGACAUAUUGUCAAUUCCAAAUCAUGACAUUCAUUUCUGCUAACCAUUUCCUUGUAUUCUUUCUCUUAAACUUUGGUUCUUCACCACCCCAUAAAGUUGCUUCUGUAGCUUUACAUUGUAUUUAAAAUUCAGUUGGGUUUCUUGCUUUUCAACUUACCUCUCAAGGACGUCUGUUAAUGAAGGCAAUGGUUGGUGUGGUGGAACACUUCCUAGCAAUCAGGAUGAAAACAAUGAAAUUUUUAAGUAUUAUGCUGAACUAUGUCUGGUAAAGUUAUUUAGCUGUCUGAUAAAGCAAAUUAAAUUAACUGAAGUAUUAUUAGCAUAAAAUGUUUCUUCUGAUAUCCUGUCUAUGAUUGCAAAUAUACUGAAUCCAGCAAGUCCCAUGUUAUUGUUUUGUUUAAUUAGUUCAAUUUCCACGCAACUAAAUUAGAUUUAAAGAACAACAAAUAUGUAACAGCGUUUUAUUUCUGCUUUCUAUAUAUUUGUUUCAUGUAAAUGUUUGAAUGAGCAGGAGGCAGAAAUGGAACCUUUCCAAGAUGAUUUUGAGAGAGAGAAGCACCACGCUGAGGUCCUACAC
Rubroshorea leprosula is the source of this 1203-nucleotide messenger RNA. NCBI's taxonomy places the organism in Eukaryota, Viridiplantae, Streptophyta, Magnoliopsida, Malvales, Dipterocarpaceae. The record is from the annotation of a GenBank genome assembly.